Castor canadensis (American beaver) is the source of this 1707-nucleotide messenger RNA. It is a transcript of the gene Slc13a5, whose product is annotated as solute carrier family 13 member 5. Lineage: Eukaryota; Metazoa; Chordata; Mammalia; Rodentia; Castoridae. The record is from RefSeq and is a predicted model, not a curated record. Gene Ontology annotation, biological process: transmembrane transport; oxaloacetate transport; succinate transport. Gene Ontology annotation, cellular component: plasma membrane. Gene Ontology annotation, molecular function: sodium:dicarboxylate symporter activity; succinate transmembrane transporter activity; citrate transmembrane transporter activity.
AUGGCCUCGGUGCUGAGAUGUCUCCACAACUUCAAGACCCUGCUGGUCUUGUUCCUCACCCCGCUCCUGCUGCUGCCACUCAUCAUUUUGAUACCCGACAAGUUUGUCAGGUGUGCCUAUGUUGUCAUCCUCAUGGCCAUUUACUGGUGCACAGACGUCAUCCCAGUGGCUAUCACCGCCCUCUUGCCUGUUGUCCUCUUUCCACUCCUGCAUAUUCUAGACUCCAAGCAGGUAUGUAUCCAGUACAUGAAAGACACCAACAUGCUGUUCCUGGGUAGCAUGAUGGUGGCCGUGGCCGUGGAGCGCUGGAACCUGCAUAAGAGGAUCGCCCUGCGCACGCUGCUCUGGGUGGGGGCCAGGCCUGCGUGGCUGAUGAUGGGCUUUAUGGGUGUCACGGCUUUCCUGUCUAUGUGGAUCAGCAACACAGCUGCUACAGCCAUGAUGGUACCCAUUGUGGAGGCCAUGCUGCAGCAGAUGGAGUCCUCAAAGUUAACCUCUGGGGCCAGGAUGGAACUGGUGGAAAAGGGCAAGGCCAGUGAGUCGCCAGGGAGCCAAGUGGUUUCAGAAGAAUGCACCAAGGAGAAGCAGGAAGAAAUGGAAAAGAGGAAUGUGUACAAGGCCAUGAACCUGUGUGUGUGCUACUCAGCCAGCAUCGGGGGAACAGCUACCUUGACCGGGACAGGACCCAAUGUGGUGCUCAUGGGCCAGAUGCCUGAAUUGUUUCCUGACAGUAAAGAGAUUGUGAACUUUGCCUCUUGGUUUGGAUUUGCCUUCCCCAACAUGAUGUUCACGCUGCUGCUCACCUGGAUGUGGCUCCAGUGCUUUUACAUGGGUUUCAGUUAUAAAAAAUCCAGCAGAUCCAGGCGGAAGAGGAACGAUGAGAAGGCCGCCUACAAUGUACUGCAGCUGGAGUACAGCAAGUUGGGGCCCUUGUCCUUUGCUGAGAUCAGUGUGCUGAUUUGCUUCAUCUUGCUGAUCGUCCUGUGGUUCUCCCGCGACCCUGGCUUCAUGCCCGGCUGGCUGUCCAUUGCCUGGGUGGAUGGUGAGAAGAAGUUCUUGUCUGAUGCCAGCGUGGCUGUGUUUGUGACUAUCUUAUUAUUCAUUGUACCUUCCAAGAAGCCCAAUUUCAAGUUUUCCAGCCAGUCUGAGGAAGAAAGGAACACACCGUUUUAUCCACCACCACUGCUGGACUGGAAGGUGGCUCAUCAGAAAGUGCCCUGGGGUAUUGUGCUGCUACUAGGGGGUGGAUUUGCUCUGGCAAGAGGAUGUGAGGCGUCAGGGCUCUCUGACUGGAUGGGGAAGCAGAUGGAGCCCCUCAGAUGGAUGUCCCCAAAAGCUGUCACUUUACUCUUGUCCAUCAUCGUUUCUGUGUCCACUGAGUUCACAAGCAAUGUUGCCACCACCACCCUGUUCCUGCCCAUCUUUGCCUCUAUGUCUCGUUCCAUCGGCCUCAAUCCACUGUAUGUCAUGAUCCCCUGUACCCUGAGUGCAUCCUUUGCCUUCAUGCUGCCUGUGGCCACCCCACCCAAUGCCAUCGUGUUUGCCUAUGGACACCUCAAGGUUUCUGACAUGAUGAAAGCAGGACUAAUGGUGAACAUAAUUGGAAUCUUGUGUGUGUUUUUGUCGGUCAACACCUGGGGACGGGCCAUAUUUGACUUGGAUCAUUUUCCUGACUGGGCUAAUUCAACACACAGUAAGGCUCCUUAA